Mya arenaria is the source of this 2039-nucleotide messenger RNA. RefSeq names its product TWiK family of potassium channels protein 7-like. The coding region runs from base 1 to 1659 and encodes 552 amino acids. The record is from RefSeq and is a predicted model, not a curated record. Gene Ontology annotation, cellular component: membrane. Gene Ontology annotation, biological process: stabilization of membrane potential; potassium ion transmembrane transport. Lineage: Eukaryota; Metazoa; Mollusca; Bivalvia; Myida; Myidae. The transcript has 3 exons. Gene Ontology annotation, molecular function: potassium ion leak channel activity.
AUGGUUAAAGCUAAUUCAAAUCGGGCCGAACGAAAACGCAAGAAAAAGAACAGAGGAAGCGGACAGUUCAAAGGUCUGUCACAAAAGUUUGAUGAUGAUGGAGAUACUAUCAACGAAGGUAUUAAAUACGAAGAAGCUGACGAGGAAACAGACUGUUCACACUAUUUGGAGAUAUUCUUCCGUCGGUUUGUUUGGGGAUUUAAGAGGUUCAUCACGUUUCUAUUCUCCAUCAUUGGAGUGACAAGCCUAACCGUUGGAUACGCGAUACUCGGUGGUUUGAUUUUUAAGGGAAUUGAAUUACCACAGGAGAAAGCUACCCGGGAUGAAGUGGCUGCACGGAAAGAUGUGUAUGUUGACAAAAUUGUGGACUUCUAUGAAAGUUCAAAUAUUGAAAAUGUUUUGGAAAAGUCAACUUGGAAUAACAAAGUAAACGAACUUUUAAAGAACUAUGAGCAAGAAAUGUUCAAAUUUACAAAAGAGCGAGACUGGAAUGGUCAAUUUGAAGGAGACGAUUUCCAAUGGUCUUUUGCCGAGGCUUUACUUUACUCCGUCACAGUCAUCACAACCAUUGGGUAUGGAAACAUUACACCAAAGACGAUUGGAGGACGAUUGGUAACCAUAUUGUACGGUAUUCUUGGAAUACCACUCGCUAUGCUAUGCCUAGGAAACUUAGGGGACCUCAUGGCCGGUAUUUUUAGAGUCAUGUAUCGUUUUGCGUGUGUAAAUAUGACGUACCAAUAUAUAAAACUACGGCGUCGGCGUUUACGGCAUAGAUUUUUAAAGCGCUUGCACAAGAAAGCGGAAAGUAUGAAGGAAUGGGCAAAACGAAACCAGUCGUUGGUUUCAUCUGUUCUUCACUUACACGAUCAUACAUCAUCAAUACCUUCAGAUAACAAUGAACAUGACGUGACGUUUAACGAGGAUGUUAAAGAUUACGGUGUAGUUAGAAGCGCCCAAUCCUUUGAUAAUAUUACAAAGACAUUGGACGACAUAACUGAUUCAAAAAGUAAUUCGCCAAGACGUCAUUCAGAGAGUGCUCUUUUAAGCGAUACAGUUGAUCGCGUAGUAAAGAUUUCCCGUACAUUUUCCCUCUCUAUAAAACCGCCAGAAAGUCAUGCCAGAACGACAAUAAACGAACUAUCAGCUAUUCCUGAGGACGAAAUUGUCGAAGUUACUAACGAAGACAUGAAAGCUACACCGCUGCUUGAAGAUUGUGAAGGUUCCACAUCCCCAACAAUCAGCUCUCUUUGUUUGAACGAUUUCGACGACGACGCAAGGAAGAUGAAAGCUAGACUGAAAUCUACAAGAGAUUUAGUACCGAUAUCAGUGUGCAUGCUUCUCGUUACCGCUUAUAUUAUAUUUGGUGCAGUGAUUUUCACUUCUUGGGAGGAGUGGGACUUCUUGACAGGCUUUUAUUUCUGUUUCAUCACGUUAACCACGAUCGGUUUUGGAGACUUUGUACCAGGGAUGGGUAGGCUUGAUAACGAAGUUCGUCAGAUUUUUGUUACCUUAUAUCUUCUUUUCGGAAUGGCCCUUAUAGCAAUGUCGUUUCACUUAAUACAAGAGGAAGUGCGACACAAAUGUCGUAAAAUGGCCAUCAAAAUUGGAUUAUUUGAAGAAAAGAUAUCCAAGAUGUUGGACAGUUAUGAUCAUAAUUGAAAAGCGAUUGUUUCCGAAUUUUUUGCACUUAUAACUUCGUUUAAUAUGUUUUAGAAUAACACGUAUGUUAGACAUUGAAUCGUUUGCAUCUAAUGGCAUGUGUUAUGUUUAUUAACCUCGAAUACAUGUUUCUUUCUUCAAUAAGCAAAAACAAAUCAGUGAAAAAUGAUGAAUAGGUCAUUGAAUUUAUGUGAAUAUAAAGUAACGAGUUCUGCAGCGGAUUUAUUCUGAGCAACGUCAGUUUUUUACGCUACAGAAUGAAUGUGGAUAUUUUGUUAUAAUGCUUUCCGUUGUUUUUAGAUAUUUAGCAGCGAAAUAAAUCGCGAUUGUUCACUACUGAAUAUAUAAAUUUGAUAUUUCUCACUGUUCUUAACUUUAAU